AUGCCUCCAAAACUCUCCUUCCGCCCGCCCCUCCUCAACACCGCCUCCCCCUGGGCAACCACCGAGUCCCACCUCCGCGACCUCCUCCUCUGCCCCUCCACCGGCGCCGUCACUACCCGGACGAGCCUUAUCAACGGGUUCCCGCAUUCCGCCGAACAUCACCGCUACGCCUUCUUCGACCCGGCAACAGGAAAGUCUACUCCGGGGACCUUUUCCGGACCGCCAGAGGACUCUGAAUCCAAUGUCAAGGCCGACGCAGCAGCAGCCGUAGAUGCGCCGCUUGCUACUCUCAACACACUCGGCUAUAGCCCUCUACCCCUAUCCCAAUACCUCUCCAUCAUAUCCUCCCUGUCAUCUACCAUAACCCCCUCUUCUCCCCCCAAAACAAUCAUCAUCAGCGUCACCGGCUCCCCCGCCGAAAUAUCAAGCUGCCACAACCUCAUCCAGACAUUCUCCACCUCCCCAUCCUGCCCCUUCCCCCUAGCCAUGGAAAUCAACCUCUCCUGUCCAAACAUCCCGAACCUCCCCCCACCAGCAUACUCUCCUACCUCACUGGCCUCCUACUUCGAUGCCCUUCCUUCCAAUACAUCCAUACCCAUCGGUAUAAAAAUCCCGCCUUACACUCACGCCGGCCAAUUCGACUCCCUCAUUUCCUCUCUUCUUAGUACUACCUCUGCCUCCACCAUCCCAGCCUCCAAACUUAGCUUCCUCACCGCGACAAACACUCUCGGAUCGUGCAUUCUGCUCGAUUUCCUCGAGACCUCUGGUGAUUAUCAAGAGACUCUUCCGGGAGAAGGCAUUGGUGGUAUGGCUGGGCCUCCUCUUCAUCCUCUUGCUCUGGGUAAUGUGGCAACCCUUCGACGCAGAUUCGAUCAAGAUCCUCGGCUGGCUCACUUGGAAAUCAUUGGGGUUGGCGGGGUAUACAAUGGCCAAGGCUAUAAGAGAAUGCGACAUGUAGGGGCUCGGGCCGUAGGGAUCGCCACGGCGCUGGGAAGGCGAGGAGUCGAAGUUUUUACAUCAAUCGAGGACGAAAUUAAAUCAGUCUGGUGA
Molecule: messenger RNA, 1050 nt
Organism: Trichoderma gamsii
Lineage: Eukaryota; Fungi; Ascomycota; Sordariomycetes; Hypocreales; Hypocreaceae
Product: dihydroorotate dehydrogenase (fumarate)
Exons: 1
Coding region: 1-1050 (349 amino acids)
Biological process (GO): pyrimidine nucleotide biosynthetic process; 'de novo' pyrimidine nucleobase biosynthetic process
Cellular component (GO): cytoplasm
Molecular function (GO): dihydroorotate dehydrogenase activity
Source: RefSeq, a predicted model, not a curated record